CAAUCAGCCGUCUGCGGUCUCUGCAGCUCCUCUAAAUAGAGAUGUUAGAGUGCUGCGAUGUUCAGUCCUCAGCAGACAUCCACAGCCAUGGAGCUUCUUCCUCUCCUGUAUCUCCUCCUGAGCUGCUCUGCAGGAACGUCUGCUGAUCAGAACGGUCCAGUGAUCGUGAAAGAAGAAAGUGAUGCUAUUUUACCCUGUUCCCUCAGCACCAAGAAGGACAUUGAGUCAGAGCUCUUUGACUGGAAGAAGAAAGGGCAGAAAAAUAAAGAUGUGUUCUUGUACAAUGACAAAGCCUUUUAUGGUCAUGGCCUUUCAGGUCAAGAUGAGCAGUUCAAAGGUCGCGUCUCACAUUUUCCAGAUGAGCUAAAGUACGGCAACGCCUCCAUCAUCAUAAAUACGAAGGCGUCUGACAGUGGAAACUACACCUGUGUUUUUCCAGAUCUUCAGCAAAGUCCAGUCCUCAUUGAGCUUGUUGUUGGAGCAUCGCCAGAACCAUAUGUCACAACGCUUGAUGAAACGAAGGACUGGGAGCUGCUGCAGUGUGUUGUUCGAGGUGCUUUCCCAAAACCUACAGUAGAGUGGCAGGACAGUGCUGGAAACAAACUUCAUGCUGAUGAGCCACAGGUCUCAGAAAGAGGAGGCCGCUUCUACAUCACCCUCAACACUACUGUAACCAAGACCGACCGGUAUCGCUGUGUAGCCACACAGGAGAAAAUCAAACAUCAGAUUGAUGCUGAGAUUUAUGUGCUUAUCAAUGGGUCUUCCAAAGAGUCCUCCACUGGAUGGAUAGUUGCUGCAGUUCUUGCUGUUGUUGUUGUUGUUGUAGUUGUUGUAGCUGUGCUUUACAUGCAUCACAUCAGAUCAGGUUCAGGUUCAACUUCAGGGACAAUAUGAUCCUGGCGGGCAUCUACUGGAUUCAAAAGCUUAACUAGCUGUAUGUGCAGUGCUGUUGGCUGCAACUGUGCAUUUCUAUUUCUGUUUUGUGAGUCCUAGUUUGAGUUUUAGACUGUAUGACGUUGAGGAGAUUUUGACUUGGUUAGGAUUAGGGUUGUGGUUGGGCACAUAGUUGUGAUGGUGGCAAGAUGAAAGUGAGGUUGAGGUGCUGAAUGUGCAUGAAGCUAAUUCUGCUUUCAUACGGAAGCAUGGACAGAAACAUGAGUUCACUGAACUAAAGCUGUUAUGCUGUAAAUAUAAAUAUUUUGUAGCUAAAGUGAAAUAUGUGAGGUGACUUUUUAUUUUUAUAUUUGUGUUAUUGACAUUAUUUGGUUCAGGCCUGUAUUGCUUUUUUAAUUUCUUAAGGUGCAAAGCCAGAGUCUGUCAGGUACAGGUACACAUUGAACUUUACACUUAGUGUCCACAUUUAGCUAAAACUAAUGCAGUCUAACAGUCCUACCAUAAAUUCCCUUUAUUUGAGUUCAUGCUGCUGACUGUGAUAUUUGAGUUCUCUGAAAGUUCAUGUAUGUUGAUGUUGAACUGAUGAUGAACUUGUAUCGUGUCAUUUCCUGCAGAGCUGAAUCAUUUCUGUCCAAACGUUUGAAUAAAACAUGAAAAAUGUCAAACUGUA
Messenger RNA from Micropterus salmoides (largemouth bass), 1564 nucleotides. Its product is annotated as butyrophilin-like protein 2. Bases 58 to 894 code for a protein of 278 amino acids. NCBI's taxonomy places the organism in Eukaryota, Metazoa, Chordata, Actinopteri, Centrarchiformes, Centrarchidae. The record is from RefSeq and is a predicted model, not a curated record. The transcript has 5 exons.